This is a messenger RNA of Papaver somniferum (opium poppy), 1972 nucleotides long. Its product is annotated as beta-glucosidase 42-like. Bases 87 to 1535 code for a protein of 482 amino acids. Gene Ontology annotation, molecular function: beta-glucosidase activity. The transcript has 12 exons. Gene Ontology annotation, biological process: cellulose catabolic process. The record is from RefSeq and is a predicted model, not a curated record. NCBI's taxonomy places the organism in Eukaryota, Viridiplantae, Streptophyta, Magnoliopsida, Ranunculales, Papaveraceae.
CUCAACUGCUCCUCAAACCCUCAACUAACCCUUGUUUCUUCUCCAUUUCUCACACUCAUCACAUUUUCUUCCAUCAGAAACGAAUCAUGGAUAAAGAAAUUCCUAACAAUGUUUCGCGUAAGGAUUUCCCUCCUAACUUUCUAUUUGGUGUUGCAACUUCUGCUUACCAGGUUGAAGGAGCUAGUAAUGAAGGAGGCCGAGGUGAUAGUAUUUGGGAUGUUUUUGCACGCACAAAAGGAAAUAUCUUAGAUGGAAGUAAUGGGGACAUUGCAGUUGAUCAAUAUCAUCUCUACAAGGAAGAUGUCGAACUUAUGUCCAAGCUGGGAUUUGGGGCUUACCGCUUUUCUGUUUCAUGGUCUCGUAUUUUCCCUGAUGGUUUGGGAACAAAGGUCAAUGAGGAAGGAAUUGCCUACUACAACAAUCUCAUUAAUGCUCUGCUUGAUAAAGGUUUGCAGCCGUACUUAACAUUAUAUCAUUGGGAUCUACCUAACCAUCUUCAAGAGUCAGUGGGAGGAUGGUUAUCCGACAAAAUUGUAAAAUAUUUUGCAAUAUAUGCUGAGACCUGCUUUGCGAGUUUUGGGGACAGAGUAAAACAUUGGAUCACAUUAAACGAACCUCUUCAAACUUCGGUAAAUGGACAUGAUAUCGGGAUAUUUGCUCCUGGAAGAAGUGAAAAUUCUUCUACUGAACCAUAUUUGGCUGCACACUAUCAACUUCUGGCACAUGCAGCAGCUGUUUCCAUAUACAAGAAAAAGUUUCAGGCUCAGCAAGGUGGUGAAAUAGGAAUAGUAGUGGAUUGUGAAUGGGCAGAGCCUUUUUCGGACAAGAUGGAGGAUAGAAUUGCUGCUGCAAGGCGUCUUGAUUUUCAUUUUGGAUGGUACUUGGAUCCAAUAUAUUUUGGCGACUAUCCUAAGACCAUGCGUGAGAAACUUGGAGAUCGGCUUCCAAAAUUCUCAGAUGAAGAUAGAGAGUUACUAAGGAACUCGGUAGACUUUCUGGGUAUAAAUCACUAUACAACAAGGUUAAUUGCUCAUGCAACAACAAGCCCUGGGUAUGGGCAUCAUUAUCAAGAUCAACAAAUGAAACAAAUUGUUGAAUAUCCUGGGGGUGAGUCUAUUGGCGAGAAGGCUGCAUCUGAAUGGCUCUACAUAGUUCCUUGGGGGAUCCGUAGUCUACUGAAUUAUGUUGCACAGAAAUAUCAUAAUCCCAAGAUAUACAUUACUGAGAAUGGAAUGGAUGAUGAAGACGAUCCAAAAGCUCUUCUCCAUGAGAUGCUAGAUGAUAAAAAGAGAGUUGGGUACUACAAGGGGUACCUUGCUGCAAUAUCCCAAGCAAUCAAGGAUGGAGUGGAUGUGAGGGGGUACUUUGCAUGGUCUUUCUUGGACAACUUUGAAUGGGCUCAAGGCUACACCAAACGUUUUGGAAUUGUUUACGUCGAUUACAAGAAUGGACUCUCCCGGCACCCCAAAUCUUCUGCACUUUGGUUUUCUCGUUUUCUCAAAGGCGGUGAAGGAAAGACUAUCAAGGAAGAGUGAUUUUUUCUAUAUUAGAGCUAACCCAUUUCUGAAAAAAUUCAUCUACUGGGUUUUAGAAGUCUUAGAAUUUGAGAGUUGUUGCAUGCUUACGCACUUAAAUAGACAAUGAGAGUGCAUGUAGGACCGUCCGCAGCUGCUCAGACAGUGCUUGGAGCUUACAUCACUCGGAAAAGGUUGACUGUGAAUUAGCGGAGUUCUCUUUAAACGCUGAAAUCUUACACAAUUGAUUGUUUUUGUACAAGCAACUCUUUAAGUAUCCAAAUGAUUGAGCCUGUCUGGGUACACGGGGACUCACUCGGCUUUGAUAUCCUGUUCCAUAGAGGCUAAUUUGGCAUUUGAUUCAUGUUGUUGCUUUCUUGAUCUUCGGCAAAAGUCCUAGUCAUGUUUUGUUGUUUGAUGCCUUAUUCAGAUUGCAACACAGUUAUAUUUCUUCUUUC